GGAUGAGGGUUAAACAAUCCUAACUGUGUGCAGCCUUGUGCGAACAGCUUUACCUGACUUUUACAGAGUCCGGUAGUAGCUGGGUGAGAGGCAGCCGGUUGGUGCAGGUUUUCACUGUUAGAGGCAGGCCGGGCCCAGUGCUGCAGGUUGUCCGGUAGGGUGCCUGCAGAGCUACAAGCAUGCUGUUGAUGUCAGGAGCAAAAGGAGGGGAACGUGAGGAAUGGCUGAAAGCUGACGGUGAUCUGUAGCAAACAAACCAGGACGUCAAACGAUUGUCCGGUAACGUUGAAGUGAACAUUAUCCCCGCCGCCGGGAUCAGCCUCUUUUAGCGACGCAGUAACAGACACCGCUCGGUUUUUUGGGGUUAUUUAAUGGGACAACGAAAACGCAAAAAACGCAAGGUAGGCUACCGCUGCUGUCGCCAGCAUUGCUACUUUAUUUUCAUGGACUAAUACGACACGCAGGGGUUUGGAGAAAUGUUUCACGGCAAGGUACACCGCUCGUCUUCGAGGGCAACGUCGGGGUUUUAACGCUAGCUAAACGUUAAAUGUGCAUUUCUUUUGGUUUAUGUAUGAAGUGUUCAUAUAGUUUUUUUUGAAAAGCCUCGGUUAGGCUUCAUCUCUUCAUGCCUUCACCGACUAACCACAUGAGAAGUCGACGUCCGGAAUAGAUUAAACCACAAACAAAGCCCCCCUCUCCUCUCCAACCGCUUCUUCCCCUCCUCACUUUUUUUACCCCCUUUAAAAUCGCUUUCACCUGAAACUUGAAGAGGAGGAAAAAUGCGUGUGGAUUUGUUUUGGGUAUGUUUGUGGUGUUUCCUUCGCCCCGGUGCCGCCGGUCAAGGGCAGUCGACUCCGGCCGUCUGUUCGCCCUCAUGCAGCUGCGAUGAAGAUGGGGGUGCUGACUGCUCCGGGAGAGGACUGACCACCGUCCCAGCUGGGCUCAGUGCUUUCACUUAUUACCUAGACCUGAGCAUGAACAACAUCACUGAGCUUCCAGCAUAUGUAUUCAAGAACUUCCCUUAUCUGGAAGAACUACGACUUGCGGGGAAUGACCUGUCCUUCAUCCACCCUGAAGCCCUGUCUGGACUGCAUCAGCUCAAAGUCUUGAUGCUUCAGAAUAACCAACUGAAGAUGGUGCCCAGUGCAGCCCUGAAGACCCUUCAUGCUCUCCAGUCGCUUCGUCUGGAUGCAAACCAUAUUACCACAGUCCCAGAGGACAGUUUUGAAGGCCUUCAGCAACUGCGCCACCUGUGGUUGGAUGAUAACAACCUGACGGAGGUCCCCGUUGGUUCUCUGAGACACCAGGCGAACCUACAGGCUCUGACAUUGGCACUCAACCGCAUCUUGUACAUACCGGACAACGCCUUUGCAAACCUCACCAGUCUAGUUGUGCUGCAUCUUCACAACAACAGAAUUAAGGAGAUAGGAGACAACUGUUUUGCUGGUCUAGUGAACCUGGAGACACUAGAUCUUAACUUCAACAGCCUUGUGGUUUUCCCCAGAGCAAUAGAGGCCCUGCCCAAACUCAAAGAGCUUGGUUUUCAUAGCAAUGAUAUUGCUUCCAUACCUGAAGGGGCCUUUCACAACAACCCCCUGUUGAGAACCAUACAUCUGUAUGACAACCCUCUGUCCUUCGUGGGUGCUUCAGCUUUCCAGAAUCUGUCUGACCUCCACUCGCUAAUGUUGCGGGGGGCCAGUAUGAUGCAGGACUUCCCGAUCCUCACGUUGACUAACAAACUUGAGAGUCUGACCUUAUCAGGAACCAAGAUAUCGUCCCUCCCUGCUGAUCUGUGCGAGGAUCUCAAGUUGCUUCGUACCCUAGACCUGUCCUACAAUGUGAUCAAGGAGCUCCCAUCCCUUCAGGGCUGCAUUCGAUUGCAGGAGAUAAGCUUUCAGCACAACCACAUUCAACAAAUUGACAGGGACACUUUUCAAGGUCUCACUGCUCUGCGUUUACUAGACCUGAGCAGAAAUGAAAUCAAAGUCAUCCACAGAGAUGCUUUCCUCACCCUCACUGCACUCACCAACCUAGAUCUGAGCAUGAACUCUCUGACGGUGUUUCCAACAACUGGACUGACUUCCCUCAGUCAACUGAAACUCUCAGGAAACCCGCAGAUGAAAAAUGUGCUGACUGCGAGAAACUUACCCAAACUCAGGUCCAUCUCUGUCCCCUACGCCUACCAGUGUUGUGCAUUUGUUGGAUGUGACUCACUGACGAGUUCUUCCGAUGAUAAUGACGUAAAGAAAUCAACAGGUGGGGAGGAUGUGGAAAGAAUCUCAAUGAUUAUGCAUUGCUCUCCGUCACCAGGAGCCUUUAAGCCUUGUGAGCACCUCCUGGGCAACUGGAUGAUUCGUCUGACAGUUUGGUUCAUCUGUUUGGUGUCCCUGGUCUUUAACUGCCUGGUGCUGGUAGCCACCUUCUCCCCCACACACCGAGCCGCAGGCCAUUCCUACUCCCUGCACCCAUCUAUCUCUCCAGCAAGGCUACUGAUGGGACUGCUGGCCCUGGCCAACCUGCUCACAGGCCUGUACGUUGGCGUGCUGACCGUGCUUGACGUUGCCACCUGGGGCUCCUUCGCUGAGUUCGGUGUGUGGUGGGAGAUGGGGCCUGGCUGUCAGAUCACAGGAGCUUUGGCCGUCUUCUCGUCGGAGUGGGCAGUCUUGUUACUUUCGCUGGCAGCCGUGGAGCGCAGCGUGGCCGUGCGGGAGAUUCUGGGGAAGGUACUAAUGUCACCAAGGAGGAGUGGUGGCAGCCGUCGUGGAUGCUGGAGAGGAGAUCGACGCUUCAGCCUCGCUGCCGGACUCCUGGGGCUUCUGGCUGCUGCUGGAGCCUGUCUGCCUCUCCUCACCGCCAGUGACCAGUCUGCCUCUCCUCUCUGCCUGCCCUUCGCUGGUGGCGAGAGUCCAGCUCUGAGUGUCACAGUCGUUUUAGUGCUGCUCAACGCGCUGGCUUACCUGUUCACAGCAGCUGUGUACACUCAGCUGUACUGCCACCUUGGCAGGGUGGAGCUGGCAGACCCGGAGCAGACAGGUGCCCUGCGCCACGUAGCCUGGCUGAUCUUCACCAAUUGCAUCUUUUUCUGCCCUGUGGCAGCUUUCUCCUUCGCCCCUCUCCUGACUGGCUCCACAGCCGGUGGCCCAGAGAUCGCCAAGUCUGUCACUCUCAUUUUCUUCCCUCUGCCUGCAUGCCUCAACCCGGUGCUCUAUGUGUUCUUCAGCCCAGCCUUCAGGGAGGACUGGCUGAGGCUACGCGGCCGUGGAGGUUUGACCAGGGAGGUGAAGGCUGGUGCCGAAAGUCAUGGAGAUGAUGGUGGUGGAGGGUCCGAGCUCACGGACGGAGGUUCCUCCACUCACCUAGGCUUUGACUGUGGGGUGUACUCACAGCUUUGUGGAGAGACAGUAGUGUGUGAACAGUGUGAGGCAGCACUGCAUGCUAGGACCUGCUCCUCCCCCUCAUCCUCCACAGUCUGUAGACACUUGGUAAAGUCUCACAGUUGUCCCACCCUCUUGGCGGGAGCUGCAGUGUGCCAGCGCACUGAGGGGUUUUGGGCAGACAGCGGCACACCCUCUGCUCAGUCUGAGUAUGCAGACGAGGGGGACUCGUUUGUGUCGGACAGUUCAGACCAGGUUCAGGCCUGCAGCAGAGCCUGUUUCUGUCAGAGCAGAGGCCUUCCUCUUGUACACUACUCAUACAACAUACCUCGAGUCAAAGACUAAGGAUGCUUCAGAGCUCCAGUACGUCUGUGUGCACAGAUCUCUCUGUCAUGUGAAUUUAGAUGCUACAUUUUUAUAUCAAACAACAAAAUGUGCCAACUACCCUGCUAAAAGACUAUUCAGCCAGCACUUAUGUUUGUAAUUACUGUGUAAACAGAGAUGCAACCCAUCAUUUAAAGGGAACUUGGUAUGCUUGUUGAUCUUGGAGACUAUUUCUAAGUGUACUUCUUGCCCAGCGGUGGACAAACGAAGCUGAACUGAGCGCAUCAUGUUACACGACCGGUCGACAAAAGGAAGCUGCAAAAGGAAAACGUUGCCGCCAGUGCCUGCCUCUUGCUUUCGAUUGGAUAUCAUGAUGAUGCAAGCCUCAAUGUACAUGUCAAGGAUUUUGUGAUAUCUCUGUUUUACCUGUACUUAUAAGCUUUUUAACUUUUUAGUUUUUAAUUGUUAUACAUCUUGUCAAUUUUUAAAGCUUCUUCACAGCAACUGUUGAUUUUAUACCUUGAUUUUUUUUUUUUUUUUUUACAUAAAUGUAGCAAAUGUAAUAAUCACCCUAGACUUUUCUAUGUGAAUGUAACUUUCAGGUGUUCUUUACCUAACAGAGAGGAUUAAUGUAACGUCAGCAAUAACUUCAACCCUACCUGCCUGUGAUUAGUGUGAUAAUGGUAUACAUAUAUGCCAGUCUAUAAUAAACACGUCUUUGCUUUAAAUGACUAAGACUAAGAAUGUGAUAAAAGUAGCAGAUAUCACUGUUUUAGCAACGACUACGCUUGGUGGUUUUGAGCGGCGUUGCUAUUUAAUGUUUGAGCAGCAGGAUUGUUUGGGUGGAGAUGGUUUCAGGUGGCCUUUGAAUGAUGAGUAUACAGUAUAACCCUAGUAUUCCCCAAUACACCUCCACCCACCGGUACACACAUGUAACUUUAGGUUAUUAUUUCAAAUCUGAAGGAUAAUUCCAAGUAUUUAAACCCGGGCUUUAUUUUCUUAGUUUUUGCCAUCAUGCUGUUUGAUUUGGAUCAUGUUUGAUUUCUUAACUGAUGAGCUACAUUAUCAGUUUGUAAUGGGGCAAAGAGAUGCACCAAACCCAACAAACACACAAAAAUCUGUUAUCUGAUGUUCAGAUUUCCUUCAUUUUCAGUUCAUAUCAAGCUCCUGCUGGCACUUGAAAGGAAAAUGAAAAUAUAGCAAACUUCAUUUGACCUUCAUAAAUAGCAAGAAACAGCAUAUCCAAAACUCGAAUCAUCUUUCUUCACAUGGCUGAUCCUGUGAGAAGAGUUAUAGCUGACAUCCACUCCUGCUUGUUUUCAACGUUAUCAUUAAACAUAAUUUGGCUUUUGAGCAACAAGUUAAACACAUGAAUACCGUCCAAGUCAAACACGUGAAUGUAAUCCCACUCUUCCACUUCUUCCAACAUGAUGUGAACACAGCACACGACUGGCAACCAGCUGAGUCAACAAGAAAGUGAAUAAGCUGUGCCAAAAAAAAUCAAAUGGGACUGUUCUAAUUGAAAUGUGGGUGAUUAUUUUUCAACCACAGAUAUUUAAGGACAAGUAUCUGCAGUGUGAGGGGACCUUCUGUGUGUGUGUGUGUGGUACUCUGAGCUCUAAAAUUUGGAUCCAAAUCAUUGGGCAUGAUGAUAUAAAAAUAAUUAAAAUAAGGCUGAUUUAAGGUUGACAUAAAAAGAAUUACCUUUAAACUAAUUCACUGCUUCCACUGUUCCACAAUUACAGUAUGGCCUCUGUCUGUAUAGUCUGGGUUUAUUGUAUCAGUCACCUAAAGAGCAUUAUUAUAUUGUGAUGCAUAUUAACAUAAUCUUUUUCCACCUCGAGAGCUGACCUGAAUGAGAAGGUGUGUGAUGAUGAGGGAUCGACUGAUGUUUAGUGUGCUGGAGCAUGACUGUACACAUUAAGGUGGAUACACCCUCAGAGCGUGUAUCCACAAGUGCACGUCAUGUGAGUGCUCAGGAAUUUAGGUAAUGUAGGGAAACGCUUUUCUCCCACCAACAAGACAUUCUGUUGUCCUUUUUUAAUGCACCAUUUAAUUCUAAUCUGUGGGUUUAUUUUCUGUUCUCGCGUAGGCAUCGUCUCGACUGGGUGUGUAAUCUUGUUGCACCAACCAAAAUGUCCGUUGAUUGUUUUGACAUGUCUGAUGUCCCAUUUGGUGAAAAUGUACAAAUCUUUCAGUAGUUUGGUUGCUGUUUUUUUUUAAUGCUUUUUCUUUUGUAUUUGUAUGUAAAUUAUUUUAACAGAAAACAAGUAAUCAAGAAUGGGAUGCUAACUAAAGGAAGCUACCUCCUCAAUUGUAGUGGCUACCAACAGUGCUUUGUUAAAGAAAAGUCUGUUUUCCAUUUGUCGUUACCUUUUGUUUGCUUUCUUGGCUUUAUGUCGACAGGUGGUUGUACAUCAUCGUUUUAGUUAAGUGCAAAUUGUGGGAGGAAUCUAUGUACUGUAUACUGUGAUUUUUUUUUUUAACCAAACUAUGAACUAUGAUUUUUUUUUUUUGUUUGUUUUAUCUUUUAUAGAUACAAACUUGCAGGAUAAUACAGAGUAUAAAAGUAUCUCACUUAAUUUCAGUUCAAAUUAAAUCUUAUUUGUAGGUUUUUUUUCAUGUGAGAUCUCCCCAAGUUGUUUUAUUCUGUUCAAGUAGAAAAAAUAAUUAUAAAUUAUGAAUGAAUAAAAUUGGAAGAAUA
Scomber japonicus (chub mackerel) is the source of this 6402-nucleotide messenger RNA. It is a transcript of the gene lgr4, whose product is annotated as leucine-rich repeat containing G protein-coupled receptor 4. Gene Ontology annotation, cellular component: membrane. Gene Ontology annotation, biological process: G protein-coupled receptor signaling pathway. NCBI's taxonomy places the organism in Eukaryota, Metazoa, Chordata, Actinopteri, Scombriformes, Scombridae. Gene Ontology annotation, molecular function: G protein-coupled receptor activity; protein binding. The coding region runs from base 780 to 3719 and encodes 979 amino acids. The transcript is spliced from 18 exons. The record is from RefSeq and is a predicted model, not a curated record.